Molecule: messenger RNA, 187 nt
Organism: Cetraspora pellucida
Lineage: Eukaryota; Fungi; Glomeromycota; Glomeromycetes; Diversisporales; Gigasporaceae
Source: the annotation of a GenBank genome assembly
AUGUAUUUGUUCCUACCAGAAAAGCAAAUAGAAAAUAUUAAUGAGGAUAUAUCUGAUGUUGAAGAAUUUCAAUAUGACCAAGUAGAUCCUGAAUUCGAACAAGAAUCAGAAGCAGAGUUAUUAGUAGAAGAACUGAUUAACAAUGAAGAAUUGAUUGAUGAUGAUGAAGAAAUUCCAGAAACUGCAU